AUGCUGUCCGCCCCAGGGUGCACGACACGCUUUGCCAUCAGCAUAUUCAUUGCAUGCUGCGCCUGUCUUUUCAUAGUUAUUUUCAUCUUUUCCGAGUCGUUUUCAAAAGCUUCAUGGGAUUAUGCACAAAAGGCGCAGGAUAAAAUAGGUUCAGCGAUCAAUAAACACGCUUCCCCCACAGAGGUCUACAACUGCGCCGACCCCUAUCGCCGCCCUGGCUAUCUCUAUAUCGAUCCCGACGAUUACAAGAACACCCGCUGGAUACCGUACACACAAGAAUUCCUCGACGGCGAUGUUCCGAGCUACGCAGAGUACCCUGCGCCUGGGGGCAUGGACGUAUUCUUCAACCGCACCGAGGUAGAGCCCGCCUUCCUCCAAUCUACUUCCAACCCGCAACAGUGGAUGCAACUGGCCCUUGCGGAAGACAAACGCCGCGGCAAUGCCGUGCAGGUCGAGAUGAAAAAGCAGAAGGCGGCGCACUUUGCGGAGAUGAAGGAUGACGGCGGCCUAGGUUGGCUAUGGGGUCGGCGCGUCAUUAUACUGGGAGACUCGGUCGACAGGUUCAUGAUCCAAUUCCUCUGCGAAGAAUUCGGCCGCGGCAUGCGGCAGCCCAAGCCGCACACGACGGCCACUUGCGCGAUCCCGACGCUGAACCUGACACUCAUUCACUGGCACUUCCCGGGUUCGUUCACGUACAAGCCCGAGUGGUGGUGGAUGGAGGACAUGGAAGAGGUUGCCUUCGAGGAACGCUGGGAAUCCAUGUGGGCUCCUUUGCUGGAGACGACCGGCCGGGGACCGACCGGCCAGCCAGACCUGUUGCUGUGGCAAAACGGCCUGUGGGACCAGCGGGCGCUGUGGGAGGCGGCUGAAGCGCACUUCGGCGAAGAAGACCCCAUGGGCGAGCGGAAGAGGCAGCUGGUGUGGCAGGAGAUCCGCUUCGUGGCAGCGCGGACCAAGAAAAUGGUACGGCGUCUGAGCGAGCGAUUCCCCGACGUCCCUACCAUGUUCAGGGCCAUGACGGUUCACCGUGAAAGCGACGCCACGGAUGCGAGUAUCUACGAGCUGGACCGCCUAUCGAGAGCGGUUGCUGAACAGGCAGACCACGAGGUGUUCGAGUGGGGACGCAUCAUCACCUCGCUUUCUAUGCUGUACAAGGACCAGACACACCCGGGCAAAGGGCCUGGAAGCUGGCUUUGGAGCAACAUGAUCCUCGAAUACCUUGCGAGAAGCGCCGGAUACGGGGAUUCGGCAAGAUCACCAUACUUUGACGGAUGGGAUGCUUGUCAUUCGUAUCUAGCAGGCUGGGGAGGCCGAUAA
Molecule: messenger RNA, 1317 nt
Organism: Sodiomyces alkalinus F11
Lineage: Eukaryota; Fungi; Ascomycota; Sordariomycetes; Glomerellales; Plectosphaerellaceae
Exons: 2
Coding region: 1-1317 (438 amino acids)
Source: RefSeq, a predicted model, not a curated record